AUCUUUUCAAUUGACUUUUAUAUUACACCUAGGCGGGUCAUUACGAUUCCUUCGAAAUCGGAAUAUGGUGUAACGCCUUAUUGGCAAUAGAGUCUACAAUGUAUUCCCCCUAAUACUACUGACAUAGAGUCAAAUUAGUACAGAUUGGAAGGUAAUAAGGUAACAAUGAAGUUGUUAACAAAUGUCUUUUUACUGUUUGGGAGUGCAUUCUUUCUUAAAGUAGAGUGUUCUACCGAACUCCUGGUCCAUAUGCUCACUGGGUUUAAACUUGCUAAUGUGGACUAUGGCUUCAACAUCGGUGUAAACACAGGCCGUAUGGGCAAUGCUCGUCAAGCGUUUCCCGACUUACUUGAUGCCAGUGGUAAAAUGAGUGACGUUGAGUUGGAGACAGCUCUGGGUCAGCGUUUGCAGAAGAAUGCUUUUGGCUUGAUGCUCCAUUUGAAUGAUAUAUUAAAAGAUCGUUUUGACUUCCUGACUUUACGUGCACUUCUUAAGACAAUAGGCGGUGUUGUGACUAUUGUCGUUCCUCCUCCUGAUAAGAUCGAACCAGGUUCUCCAUCUGGAUGCACAGAGUGUCCCACCUUGGAAAAUGUUUCCGGGACUAAAAAGCCCGUUUGCAAACACGACCCUUCGCGUUUUCAUCAAUCAACAAUGGAUGCAUUUAAUGCUUUUUUGCAGGGUUAUUCUUCAAAAGCAGUUGUCUCUAUUGUUGAGGAGAGUGAUAGCGCUUCUUCUGUUAUGAAACACUAUGCUUCAAGUGACCCUGAUGGUUCCACUGUGAAUCGUUAUAGACUUGUUUCAGUAGGUCCCAAGAAGAUUUCUUCAUUUAGAUCAUUGAAUGUCCAUGGCAUUUUGAAGGAUCACAAUGACGUUGCCACGUCAAAAGAUACUGGAGGCAAAGGAGAGCAACGUGACAGCACUAAGAAUCCCAAUACGGUGCCAAAACCUAAGAUUGUAAUUGCUUCACAUGUAGAUACGUUUUCUCUUUUACAGGGAUAUCGUUCUACUGCAACUAAUAAUACGGGGUUGAUCGCAUUGUUAGAAUUAUCCCGCUUACUUCAUGGCUUAGAUCACAUGGAUUACGAACUUAUUUUUCUGUUGACAACAGGCUCCGUGAUGAAUUUUUACGGUGCUGCUACAUUUGCUAAUAACUACGCUCACAUUGACAAUGUUGAGUUGGUUAUAUGUCUUGAUGAUCUCACUGGUCCGAACUUAUAUCUACACAGUUCUAGCAAGGCGAGUGAAAUAUCUUCAGUUUUCCAGCGUAAUUUAUCUCGUACCGUGAAGGAAACACUGAAUAAUGCUGUUAAACCGGAUGCGCAGGUUUUGUUUUUCGAGCAUGAACAAUUUACUCGUCAAAAGGUCCAUGCCAUAACAUUAACUACAGUGAGGGAAUCGGUUGCAUACCCAUUGCGUCAAAAUUUGUUUGAAUACAAGUGCAAUUCUAAAGCUUUAUCGGGUCAUAUUGCAAAUAUCUUCCGUGCAUUGGCUAAGACUUUACGCAUAGGUAAGGUUAAGGUUGACAGCGUUGAUAUUGCUAAUCAUGUGAUUGACUGGGAAUCGAAGCUUACUAGUCCACGUUGUACACUUAAUGGUGACAUCUAUCAAGAUGAAAGUGUUCGUGCGAUAAUUCGUUUUUUGACUCCCUUAAUUAAGGAUCUGAAGACUCAGAAGGUCAAUCGUUCUAUACCUGGAUUUGAGUUUUCGUAUAAUACUCCAAUGCGGAUUUUGUUUUACAAGAACUAUACAAUGUUGUACCACAUAUUAGUGGUAGUAUGUUCUGUUGUUUACAUUUUUGUCAUGUGGUCAUUGAUUCGCGGAUCACCGUUGACAGCAUGGACAGACAUAAUUGCUACACUAAACAAGGUGCCUUCUGUUCCCGGUGAAGAAAAUUCUGAGAACAGGCGUAGCACCCGUUUAUCCUCCAAACGCAAGUAGGCAAACAAUGUAUAAUGUUUGUCAUACUUUGUUGGCGUAUAGCACAUGUGUAACUCGCUGGUAU
This is a messenger RNA of Babesia bovis T2Bo, 2002 nucleotides long. Its product is annotated as putative integral membrane protein. Lineage: Eukaryota; Apicomplexa; Aconoidasida; Piroplasmida; Babesiidae. The transcript is spliced from 3 exons. Bases 166 to 1938 code for a protein of 590 amino acids. Gene Ontology annotation, biological process: regulation of signal transduction. Gene Ontology annotation, cellular component: endoplasmic reticulum membrane. The record is from RefSeq and is a predicted model, not a curated record.